Morus notabilis is the source of this 691-nucleotide messenger RNA. RefSeq names its product ALBINO3-like protein 2, chloroplastic. Lineage: Eukaryota; Viridiplantae; Streptophyta; Magnoliopsida; Rosales; Moraceae. The coding region runs from base 61 to 489 and encodes 142 amino acids. Gene Ontology annotation, molecular function: protein binding. The transcript has 4 exons. The record is from RefSeq and is a predicted model, not a curated record.
UGUUAUUAUUGCAGGUUAAUACUUGCCAAGGAUCCUGAGUCGGAACACGGUUUGAUUCUCAUGGGUCAAGCUCUAUUGCAGAAAGGACUGCUUGCGGAGGCCAUUAAAUACCUGGAGCGUGCCAUUUCUAAGCUCUUGGUUGAUGGGUUUCCUACAGAAGUGGAGACCCUUGGUCAUUUAAUUAUUGCAUCUCAAUGGGCGGGUGCUGCCUAUAGUCAGCAGGGAAAAAUUGAAGAAGGAUUGGUACACUUGGAGAGAGUAGGAAAAUUGAAAGAACCAGAUGAUCCAAAGGUCAAAGGCCAUUAUUUCGACACAUUGCUAUUGCUUUCAAGUGCUUUAUACAAUGUAGGUCGCAGGGAAGAAGCUUCAGAGUAUCUCCGGUUACUAGUUGCUCAUAAUCCUGCUUACAGUAAAUACUUGGAGCAAUGUGAAAAUGACGAUGAUUCUUUUGUCAGCGACCUUGCCAACAGUAGGCGGCGAGAUUAUUAAUGAUGCGCUAAACAACUCAAAAUUCUUCUUCUUCUUCUUGUUUUUUUUUUCCCCCUUCUUAAAUUCCAUUUUUACCAGGCAUAAUAAGCUUGAUAUUGUGUACCAGAAAACAAAACGAUAGAGAAAAAUGAAGGGUUGCUAUGUGCUUGUUUAAAUUAGCAACUCAAAACAAUAAAAUAUGAGAAAUUGGUUUUUGCAGUUA